AUGCUCGAGGUGCUGCCGCUUCCCAUUCCUGACGCUCCUGGGUUUAUGAGGUGCCGUGCAGAGUGGCUGGACCAUGGUACGGUCCCCGAGACUGGCCUGGAUGCUGCAAUCGCUGAGGGCUGGGCAGUGCUGGUCGUGCACUCCCUGAACCACCAAUCUGCUGGGCACGCUAAGGGCAGCCCAGUCCCCACUGGCCCUCUUACGGCGGCGCAGGAGAGCUCGAUGCGUGUCAUUUGCAAGGCUGCCAAGUACUUCGCCGCAGACUCCGCGAAGGACUUCCAGGCUCCGGACUGGCAUGAGGUCGUUGCUGCACGUGAUAUCACGUACGGAGGCGAGGAGGUAUCGCGGGCCCUGCCGCUCACGCUGGGAGGUGUCAUGCCAGGCCUCCCGCCGAGAGGCGUUGCUGCUUCAGUGCGUGCGCUGGACAUCGCCGACGAGCGCGUGGCUGGGUGGCUGGCUGAUCCCACGUUGGCACUGCUGCCCAAGGCCGAGUGGCCGGAGGAGGUCCCGCGGGCAGCCAUCCAGGCUAGCUCGAAGGCGGAGUGGCAUCGCAUUGGCGCCAAGCUGGUGGAGUUAGGCCACGCGGUGCCCAUCGCCGAUGACCGGAUCUUCAAGGUGGGCAACAGGAAGGUGCUGGCAGGUGCUUUCGGGGUCGCCAAGGGAGGAACUCCCACUCCUGGUCAUGAUGUGGCGCAGCGGCUCAUCACCAACAUGGCCCCCGCAAACGGCUACCAGCGGACGAUGCGGGAUGACAUCGGUACCCUCAGCGCCUCGCCGUCGUGGGUCUCGAUUCCACUUCCUGAGGGACAUGCGCUGCUGCGGUCCCCCGACGAUCGGGCAUCGGCAUUCUACUGCUACGAGUUGCCCGAGGCGUGGCAGCCAUACAUGACCCUAGCUGAGGCGAUCCCCAACGAGCUCAUCGGGGUCAACGGGGCAGGGAAGACGCACAUCGCUUUGCGUGUCAUCCCGAUGGGCUGGGUCAAUGCUGUCACAGUCUUCCAGCGCUGCCAUCGGCGGCUCGGCUUUGGGCUGAAGCCACUUGCUGCAGUGUUCCCGCCCCAGGCUGAGUGGAGGAAGGACCGCCCUUUGCCCCUGAGAGCGAAGGAGCUGCAGCAAGCCUGGGUGCAGUAUUACACCGACGACUGGGACCACGGGGAGAUCGUCCAGAGUAGCCGCCUGAACGAGCUGGGCGGCACGCUGAGCGAGGUCCAGGCUGAGCAGCGAGCCGCCUACAAGAGGAGAGGCAUCCAAGUUGCUGAAGGCAGGGCCAAGCACCGCGAGCUCGUCCUGGAGCGCAUGGGAGCUGGGCUAGACGGCAUGGUCGGGCGAGUCGGAGUCACAGUUGAGAAGCAGCUCCUGCUCUUAGCGCUCGUGAUGUCGGUGAUGGGCCAGCCUCAGGUCACGGUCAAGGCAAUGCUUGUGGUGCUGGGCCGCUGCGUGCGCGUGGCGGAGGUCCGCCGGCCGUUCAUGGGGUUCCUGAACGAGUGCUGGGCGGAUGGGCAGUGGCGGUGCCCGCAAGCUGUGCCCUCUGUCAUGUGCGGCGAGCUCCUGGUCUUCUGCAUGGCCCUCCCCCUAGCUGUCACCGACUUGCGGGCCAAGAUCGACACGGGGGUGAUUGCCACGGAUGCGAGCGAACAGGCGGGCGGCAUCAGCCAUUCUGCUGGUCUCACCGCUCGGGGAGCGCAGGCCGCCACAGGCGAAGGAGGACUGUGCGAGGAGGCCGUGCACACCACCUUCGCUGCGCCUCAGAUGAUACGAUGGCGGCCCCGCGUCAUUUCAGUGGAGUUGUUCGCCGGGGCUGCUGCCGCUGCUGUGGCCGCGCAUCGCCUGCCCAUGAGCGUGGCCGCCCACCUCUGCUCGGAGGCCUUGGACCUUGCGCGCUUCACCUUCAUGCUGGAGGGCUUCAGGCGCGACGCAGACUGGGUCUUCAUUACUGCAGGGAGUCCGCGUCAGGAUCUCUCUGCCUUCAACGUGGUGGGCAAGGGCCUGGAAGGGGACAGGGGCAAGUUAUUCUGGAAGGUCCCUGCCCUCAUCGAAGCCUCCCAACGCAACGCGUUCAGCAUGGGCGCCGAGGCAAGGGGCCAGUUCUCGCAGGCGCUGGGCGUCACGCCUGUGCUGUUAGAGGCGAAGGACUUUACCAGGGUGCGCAGUCCCCGUCUUUUCUGGUGCUCCUGGCCCGCCUACAGUCACCUUCCGCACGGCGCAAGCAUCGAGGUGAAGAGCGAGGGCAUCAGUCAGCAUACCAAGGUUGAGGUCAGCGUGGAGCGCGCAAGUGCUGACCUUUGGCCACUGCCAGGUUGGAGUCUGGACGACCCUGAGCUGGACCUCCCUUGCUUCACCAGGCCAGUACAACGGCGACGCCCGCCGCUGAGGCCUGUCGGCCUGGAGCGUGCCAGCCCCACUGCGCUGGCGCGCUGGGCCGCAGAUCAGCACCGCUAUCAAGUCAACAAUUAUGAGGAUGCCGUGCUGCUUUGGAGCGCCGAUCGAGCGCAAGGUAGCUGGAACAUCGACGCCGAUUUCAAGACUCCUGACUACAGGCACGCUACCGCUGAGCGGGGGCUCAUCGUCGACUUCUUGCGCAUAGCCGAUCGGGGGGGCACGGACGUCAGGCUUGACUGUGGUGCCCCGUACCGAGCUCGGGCGUGGCCAAGGUCGGCUCUGCGGACGUCGCUGUGGGCUUGGCGCAUUGCCAAGAGUUUCAAGUGGCAGCGACCAGCUCACAUCUCUAAGUCGGAGCUGAAGGCCGCAGUGGCUGGAGCCAGGUGGCGCUGCAGAGACGUGGCGAAGCACGGCUGCCGCUACCUGCAUCUUCUCGAUGCCCAAGCGGUGCCAGCAUUCUGCACGAAGUGCAGGUCCAGCGCCUGGCGGCUCCAGCCAGGGACCAGGCGCCUCAAUGCGCUCACGCUCGCGACCAACUGCUACCCGAUGCACGGCUACUGCGACACGGACGACACGCCCGCGGUGAGGAUAGUGGCAGCGAAGGCUCUGGCGCGAAGGACGGCCGCCCGCAGCAGGCCCCUGCGAGAGCUGGCGGUCACCCCUCUCGCGCGGAAGCGCUACCAGGAGGCGGUUGACAGCGUCUUUGACUGGUGGGUCGAGCAGAAGCGCGAGGUCCAAUCUGCAGCGCAAGCGGACAUGGGCCUGGUUGACUACAUUGAAGGGCGCUGGGCCGCAGGAGGGUCCUUGCUCGACGUCAACUGUGCUAUCGCAGGUAUGUGCCACCACUUCCCCCCGCUCCGCGGUCGACUCCGAGAGAUUUGGCGCCUGGCUCGCACGUGGCAGCGUGCUGAGCCGGCAGGGCGCGCGCUCCCAAUCGCACCGCUCAUCGCACUUGCGUUCUCCAGCGGCUUUCUCACGGCUGGAUUCCCAGCCGCCGCCGCCAUCCUGCUGGCAGCCUAUGACACGUACCUCAGGACAGGGGAGAUCUUGGCGUUGCGUUGGCACGACAUCACUAUUUAUGAAAAUUCAGGCUCAGCCAUGAUCAGGCUGCGCGAUACCAAGAGCCAGCACCACACGGGAGCGGGAGAGUUCGUCAUGGUGCGCUCGCAGACGGCAGUGGCGCUGCUACUGAAGGCACGCGAGCUGGCAGGGACUGCCAGCCGGUGCGAGGAGCCAGCCAUUGGCAUGCCGCCCGCGGCUUUCCAGCGAGUGUUCGCGGAGAUCCGCUCGCGCCUCCAGCUGGAGGACCAGAGGCUCACCCUCUACAGCUGGAGGCGAGGAGGCGCCAGCGCCGACUUCCGCUCGCACGGGUCGAUGGAGACCACGCUGCUCCGAGGGCGCUGGGCCAGUGUGCGGACGGCGCGCCUGUACGUCCAGGACGCCGUCGCUGGGGCGACGACGCUCGCGCUGCUGCCA
Molecule: messenger RNA, 3855 nt
Organism: Prorocentrum cordatum
Lineage: Eukaryota; Dinophyceae; Prorocentrales; Prorocentraceae
Source: the annotation of a GenBank genome assembly